Messenger RNA from Closterium sp. NIES-65, 1269 nucleotides. Lineage: Eukaryota; Viridiplantae; Streptophyta; Zygnematophyceae; Desmidiales; Closteriaceae. The record is from the annotation of a GenBank genome assembly.
AUGAUCCGCUCGCGCGCCGUCCACAGGCUGCUCGCGUCUUCUCUUUCGUACCGCUGUUUAAGCGUUGCCGCUCCUUGCGCCGGUGACUCCACUGCGGGGAGUCUUCUAAUCCAAGAGUCACCAUCCACGAGCGGCAGCAUACGAAGCGCGGACAAGGCCAGCAGCGCGUCACCCGCCAGGAAAAGGAACAGCAGCAGCAGCAGCAGCAGCAGCAGCAUCAGCGCGAGUGCCGGCGCCAUGGAUCGCGAGCGGUUCUUGGGCGUGUUCCAGCAGCUCAAGGCGGAGCUGCUGGGCGAAGACAAGCUCUUCUCGUGCACUCCGGACUCGAAAGCGUGGAUGGAGAAGAACAUCGACCACAAUGUGCCUGGAGGCAAGCUGAACCGCGGGCUAUCAGUGGUGGACACGGUGGGGAUUCUCAAGGGUGGAUUUGAUAAGCUAUCGGACGAUGAGGUCUUCAAAGCCAGUGCUGUUGGCUGGUGCAUUGAAUGGCUGCAGGCGUACUUCCUGGUGGUGGACGACAUCAUGGAUAGCUCCAUCACCCGCCGAGGCCAGCCGUGCUGGUACCGCAUGGACAAGGUGGGAAUGAUUGCCAUCAACGAUGGCGUGUUGCUCAACUCACACAUCUUCCUCAUCCUGCGCCGCCACUUCUCUUCCCACCCCGCCUACACCCGCCUGCUCGACCUCUUUAAUGAGGUGACAUACCAGACAGCGUGUGGCCAGAUGCUUGACCUCAUCACCACUCCUGAAGGGGAGGUGGAUCUCAACAAAUACACCAUGUCCACGUACCUAAAGAUUGUGCAGUACAAGACGGCCUACUACUCUUUCUAUCUCCCUGUGGCGACAGCGCUGAUCCUGGCGGGCGUGGAGGAUGCAGCGCUGGCAGCACAGGCGAGGGAGAUCCUGGUGAUGAUGGGGACGUACUUCCAGGUGCAGGACGACGUGCUCGACUGCUUCGGCGACCCUGCCGUGAUCGGCAAGGUGGGCACGGACAUAGAGGACACCAAGUGCUCGUGGCUGGUGGUGCAGGCACUGCAGCGGGCCACACAGGAGCAGAGGGAGAUCAUUGAGAGCAACUAUGGCAAGAAGGACGAGAAGUGUGUGGCGGUGAUAAAGCAGCUCUACACACACAUGAAGCUGCAGGAUGCAUUUGCGGAGUACGAGAAGGAGAGCCACGCUGGCAUCACAGCCGCCAUUGCCCAAGUGGAGAGUGAACCGCUGAGGGAGGCCUUGAUGUCCUUCCUCAAGAAGAUCUACAAGCGCCAGAAGUAG